AUGGGGUUAUCACUGACCAGGGCAGCCCAGUGGACCACGGCCAGCUCUGGUACUGGCACACUGGAGUUCACGCCAAUGAAUGAGUCCUUGUUGAAAGGAAUCCUGCAUUUUGUGGAGCAGUUCGACUCCCAACACUCACAGGAGGCGAACCAUGUGUUUGAGGAGCCGCUACAGUGGAGUACCCAUUUAGUGGCAUCUGAUUUCAAAACAGACUAUGACUUCAGCGACUCAGAUGUACACUCUCAGGAGAAAGACAUUGAAGGGCAUCCGUUGUUGCAGUUCUCCCCUCCUACUGUUUAUGUGCGCAGCUUCAGCCAGCUCUCUAAACUAGUUCAUCUGGCAAGCGAUAAGAAGCUGGAGGAGGUUCGGGCAUGUCUUGAAGAAAAUAGAGAACCUGUGGUUAAGAUUCUUGGUACGACCUUUGCCGCCAUCCUGGAGGGAGAAGACCCGUAUUCUGAUUUGCGGCAUCUGAUAGAUAAAGAGGAAGACCCAGGCGAGGACUUGGACGUCAAGGUCAAGCUGUUUCACCUGAUCCACGACAUGGACAAGCAGCUCCUCAGAGAGCUUCUCAAAGAGAUAUCCGAACAAGUCGGGCUCGACCCCACCGCAGUGAAGAAUGAAGUGGAGCUGCUGAAACGGUUCUGCAGCGAGGGGGAGAAGAGGGUGUUGAAGUCGGUUCGAUACACAUCAGAUUAUGAAUUUUCAAACGGCUGUCGCGCCCCUCUGUGGAGACAGAUACACAGUGAAAUGUGUUACCUUGUGAUCGAGCCUUGCGACACCGAGACCCUCUGUGUCACCUGCAGCAGAGCGGGAGUGUUUCUCAAUGGGGGUUUAAAUCAGGAGGGGGACGAGAAUGCCUACGAGCGCACAAGCGAUACGUACAGAGACCUGGUAACACUUCUGAAGAGCAGAUCUCCACAUUUUGCUGAGAACAUAAACAAAGAGGAUUUUGCAGUUCAAGAACUUCCAUCAACACAAAAGAUCCAGCAUGUGGAAUCGGUUGAUGCAGAGGAACAAGGCCAACCCCAGAGGUCUUACGAGCAACAGGAAAAGAAUGUGCAUGAGAAGCCGAGACAACAGCAUACACUGAACAAGGCAGGCGGCGAGAAGAAAUAUGAACCAUGUCCGAGAUGGAAGGAUCUCAGUCUCGUGUCUGCAUGUGGUAAAGCAGAGGGAAAGAAACUCCGUAAGAGUUCUGGAGAGGAAAAGUCUGGUGAAAUUCAGAAGAAAAAGCUGGGAGCGGGAGCCAAGAGCAAGAUGAAAGCAGAGUUCUCUGUGUCCUCUUUACCUGGACGCCUGUCGUCCCUGAAAAUUAAGACCCCAGCAGGAGGCAUGCCAGUGGACGUUUUCAGUGAGAGUUCAUCUGAGAGUGAGGAGGAGGAAGAGCAGCCAGAGCGUCGUCCAGAGAGUAACACAGACCUGCCUUCUGAGUACUGGCAGAUCCAGAAACUGGUCAAGUAUCUCAAGGGAGGCGACCAGACAGCCACUGUGCUCACUCUGUGCGCCAUGAUGGACUUUAAUUUGAUGCAGGAGACGUGCCAACUGGCCAUCCGGGACGUAGGUGGCCUUGAAGUCCUCAUUAACUUGCUGGAUACAGAUGAAGUCAAAUGCAAAAUUGGAUCUCUGAAAAUCCUGAGAAAGAUUAGUCACAACUUGCAAAUCCGUCGAGCAAUUGUUGACAUGGGAGGCCUGCAGAGCAUCGUCAGGAUUUUGGACUCGACAGUCAAAGACCUGAAGGCCUUAGCCGCCGAGACCAUCGCCAACGUGGCCAGGUUCCGCAGAGCAAGGAGAGCUGUCAGACAAUAUGGCGGCAUCAAGAAACUGGUGAAGCUUCUGGACUGUGUUCCUAAUUUAGCCAGCCUGACUGAAAAGCAGGAGAAGGAUGUGGAGGUGGCCCGCUGCGGGGCUUUAGCGCUCUGGAGCUGCAGCAAGAGUACCAAGAACAAAGAGGCCAUCCGUAAAGCUGGGGGCAUCCCUCUGCUGGGACGGCUGCUCAAGUCUCCACAUGAGAACAUGCUCAUCCCUGUGGUGGGCACCCUGCAGGAGUGUGCCUCUGAGGAAAGCUACAGGAUUGCCAUUCAGACUGAGGGCAUGAUCAAGGAUUUGGUCAAAAACCUUAGCAGCGACAACGACAAGCUACAAAUGCAUUGCGCCAGUGCAAUCUUUAAGUGUGCAGAGGACAAGCAAACCCGUGACCUGGUGCGCCUGUACAAAGGUCUGCAGCCACUGGCUUUACUGCUGAAAAAGGCGAGCAACAAGCAGCUUCUGGCCGCUGCUACCGGGGCCAUCUGGAAAUGUUCCAUCAGCAUGGAGAAUGUGGCUAAGUUUCAGGAGUACAAAGCCCUGGAGACCCUGGUCGGAUUGCUGACCAAUCAGCCUGAAGAAGUGCUGGUCAAUGUAGUGGGAGCCCUGGGAGAAUUUGCCCAGAUACCUGCUAACAAGGCCACCAUCCGCAAGUGUGGAGGAAUCAAACCACUUGUCAACCUGCUCACUGGAACAAACCAGGCGCUGCUUGUAAACGUAACGAAGGCAGUGGGUGCCUGCGCCACAGAUAAGGAAAACAUGGCAAUCAUUGACCAGCUUGAUGGAGUCCGCCUGGUGUGGUCCCUGUUGAAAAACCCCAGCGCAGAUGUUCAAUCCAGCGCUGCCUGGGCCCUUUGUCCAUGUAUUGAGAAUGCAAAGGACGCGGGGGAAAUGGUGCGCUCCCUCGUCGGUGGAUUGGAACUGAUUGUUAAUUUGCUGAAGUCAACAAACAACGAGGUGCUGGCAAGCAUUUGCGCCGCCAUCGCCAAAAUAGCCAAAGACAAGGAGAACCUGGCAGUCCUCACAGAUCAUGGAGUCGUCCCACUGCUGGCCAAGUUGACUAACACAACUGAUGACAGACUCCGUCGCCACCUGGCUCAGGCCAUUGGCCACUGCUGCAUGUGGGGCAGCAACAGGGCGUCCUUUGGAGAAGCUGGAGCCGUGGCCCCCCUGGUGCGCUACCUCAAGUCCAAAGACAGUUCAGUUCACCAGAGCACAGCCAUGGCCUUGUACCAGCUGUCCAAGGACCCAAACAAUUGCAUCACCAUGCACGAAAAAGCAGUGGUCAAGCCCCUCAUCCACAUCAUGGGCUCUGAUGACGAGAUGCUCCAGGAAGCUGCUGCCGGCUGCGUGCGCAACAUCCGACUUCUUGCCCUGGCCAAUAGGAAGGCAAGAUUAUUUAAUUGA
Messenger RNA from Scomber scombrus (Atlantic mackerel), 3210 nucleotides. It is a transcript of the gene odad2, whose product is annotated as outer dynein arm docking complex subunit 2. Bases 1 to 3210 code for a protein of 1069 amino acids. Gene Ontology annotation, molecular function: protein binding. NCBI's taxonomy places the organism in Eukaryota, Metazoa, Chordata, Actinopteri, Scombriformes, Scombridae. The record is from RefSeq and is a predicted model, not a curated record. The transcript has 20 exons.